Dothidotthia symphoricarpi CBS 119687 is the source of this 1644-nucleotide messenger RNA. RefSeq lists its product as uncharacterized. The transcript is spliced from 4 exons. NCBI's taxonomy places the organism in Eukaryota, Fungi, Ascomycota, Dothideomycetes, Pleosporales, Dothidotthiaceae. Bases 1 to 1644 code for a protein of 547 amino acids. The record is from RefSeq and is a predicted model, not a curated record.
AUGCUUGGGGCUUCAGGACUUUGGGUGGCUGUGACGCUUUUGGGUCAGGGUGUGUCCGCAGGCUAUGGGCGGUUUGCGAAGCGCAAUGCUACCGAUUCGUACGCGACGAACUUGCUGCACGAAUCAAUGGAUUGGAUGGACAUGUUCUAUGAUGCUGAGAGAGGCUAUCUGUACAGCUUGAACUCGGCGGCGCUGACGCACGAGACGAGAGCGAGUGCUUGGUAUGCGGCGGGUUUGUUGGCGCGAAACGAAGGGGACGACGUUGAGCAAGCGGUGAGGAUUGUCAACAAUGUUAUCGGAGCGCAGUUCAAGAAUGAGAGUUUGCAGUGGUUCGGUGACUACCAGAUCUACCCUGAAGAGCCCACCGUGGGGACCAUGCAAUACCAGCCCAUUAUUUAUAAUACCUGGGAUCCCAACUGGCGAGGCUUUGUCGGUACCACCUUGAUUCUCAUGCUCGAGGAAUUCCCCCAUCUCAUUCCGCAAGACGUCCAGGAUUACAUGCUGGAAAGCCUGUUCAACACAACGGUUGGAGACAGCUACCGCGUAGGAGGGGUUGACAACGACAAUUUGUACCCGGCAUACAGCAAUCCAGCUAUCAUGCGAGCGUUCACAUCAGGAUGGAUCGGACGACGAGUCAACGAUUCAAAUAUGACGAUUGCUGGGGAAAACUACGCGAGAGAAGUCAUCGACCUGUUUACGCGCGACAACACACUUUCAGAGUUCAAUUCCGGAACCUAUGCUGGGGUUUCGCUCUAUGCGUUGACGCUCUGGGCGAAGUAUUUGCCAGAAGACAGUCUGAUGGGCCAGUACGGAGGGGAGAUGAUACGGCAGACUUGGACGUCCCUUGGGGAGUUGUACAAUGCCAAUUUGAAGAACGUUGCAGGACCUUGGGAUCGCAGCUAUGGAUUCGAUAUGAACAGGUAUCUCAGCAUUCUAGCUCUGCAAAUGUGGACACUCGUUGGCAAGGAGGAUGCACCCAUCAACGCAAAGCCAUAUGCAAUGGGCCACAAGAACGACUUUGCCAUCGGUCCGCUCAUCGCUAUCCUCGCCCCCUUCCACAACACUCUUGUUCCCAACGCGACAGUUUCAUCUCUGCUCGCUUUCCCUGGUACACACAGCGUCAGCACAUCGACUUUCUCCCCGCCCUUUGACACAUAUCCACGAAACGUCACUGCCUGGAUUUCCCCCAAUCUCACCAUCGGCGCCGAAUCCUUUGCCGAGAACGUGAUUGGUGGGCCUGCGAAGAACCCCAGCAGCUUCAACCCUGCCGUCGUACAAUGGGCCCGGAAAGAUGGAAGUGUAGGAUGGAUAUCGCUGUAUGCGCAGGUUUACGAAUUGGACGCCGUGGCUGCAGAAGGAUCCCUAGAUUUGACUUAUCCCAUGGCCAACGAGACAAGUGGUUUCUCCUUCUUGGUGGGGACGAACUCGUGGGACGGUAAGAGAGAUGUGGCGUCUUGGGCGGAUGUCGAGGGCGUGAAUGUCAAGGUUACGGGUUCUGUGGACAUGAAUUAUACGGUUGCGUUCAACGGCUUGCAUGGUACUGGGGCUGUGAUUAAUGAGUUUGAGUUCUGGAACUUCACGUAUACGAUGCCGAAGGGUGGUCAGGAGGUGCCGCAUGUACGGCUGGAAUUUGAGCUCGCAUGA